Pedinophyceae sp. YPF-701 is the source of this 2241-nucleotide messenger RNA. Lineage: Eukaryota; Viridiplantae; Chlorophyta; Pedinophyceae. The record is from the annotation of a GenBank genome assembly.
AUGGCGCUCCGCAGCGCCACGCUCACGGGCCGGGCUCCCCUGAUGCUGUUGCUCCUCGGCGCGCUCGCGGCGCUCUGCGCAACGGGCGCCGCGCACGCAGACGGGCAGUGCGCUAGCAACCAUCCCACCAUCCAGCUCCGGACCCGCGAGCUGAUCGACGCGCAGCUCGCGACGUUCUCGCACGAAGAAAUCCACGGCGAGGAGGCAGCGAGCCGCCGGCGCCGCAUGCAGUCCUCGUCGCGGCCCUUCCGCAUCAAAGUCGAUUUCUCGAGAAUGGACGACGCCGGCGGCCUCACGCCCCAGGAAUCGGCGUACGUCAAGGAAGAGCUCCUGCCUGCCGCCGUCGCCACCAUCUCCGAGCUCGUGCAGACGCGGUUCCCGACGCCGCCGGGGCAGCCGUUCAAGCUCCCCCAGGGCUGCCUCGAGCGCGGCGUCGCGGGGUGCACGCGCUACGCGGACAUCUCGGACCCGCAGUACAACUGCUUCUUCGCACCUCACAACAUCGAGUACUUCGGCCCCAAGCGCGUGUGCGACACCGUGAGCUGCACGGAGUCCGCGGAGGGCCCGGGGGUCCUCGACGCGGACUUCAUCGUGUACGUCAGCGCCGAGGACGUGCUGUCGACGCCGUCGGGGCGCACGCGGAUCUGCCAGGAGUCGACGCUCGCGGUGGCGGCGCCGUGCAUCCUGGACGACGUCACGCUGCGGCCCCUCGCCGGCAACAUCAACCUCUGCAGCCUCGUCCUCCAGGGCAACAACGACCCGUCGCUGUUCGGCGCGCAGCUCGACGUGGUGGUGCACGAGCUGCUGCACGCGAUGGGCUUCACGUUCCAGCUGCUGGACCUGUUCAUCAACCCGGCGGACGGCCGAACGUACAAGGCGCGCGGGGAGAAGGUGAUCGAGGAGCGCCCGGGGCGGACGUUUGUCGUGACGCCCAACGUCAAGGCGGCGACGCAGCAGCAGCUGGCGUGCUCGACCGACGCGCUGCUGCCCGGCGGGCCGCUGGAGAACGACGGGACGGACUCGACGGCGGGCAGCCACUGGGAGACGCGGCUGCUCGUCAACGAGCUCAUGAACGGCGCCAACGACGGGCGCCGGCAAAUCCUCUCCCGGGCGACGUUGGCGCUCCUGAAGGACUCCGGGUGGUACGACACGGACCUCACGGGCCCACAGAACAUCGUCAUCGGGUACCGCGGCACCUGCUCGUUCGUGGCCGACAACUGCGACGACCUCCCGGGGUUCUGUUCCGACCGCGACGCCCGCGACCGGGCCUGGCUGUGCCACGACGACUACCAGACGUACGGCCGGUGCGGCGUGAUCGCGCUCGAGGACUCCUGCAACGAGGUCAUCUCCACGACCGAGGGCGAGUGCUACAACGACGAGUUCUUCGCUGCCAGCACCGACAACCGUCUGGCCUUCGAGGCGCUCCUGCAGUCCCGCGGGGCCUUCGCGCGGUGCGUCCCGAUGGUCGAGCCGUUCCGCUCGCGCUUCACGCUCUCCGACGGGCGCACCGCGGAGGCCACGGCGCGCCCCACGGGGUGUUUUAAGAUGACCUGCACCAAGUCCUCCCCCUCGGUCAUCGUCGAGGUCGACGGGCGGUCGGUCGAGUGCCCCGAGGGCCAGACCAUCGACUUCGGCGCCGACACGUCCUUCCCGUCGAUCACCACCGGCGUCCUGGGCCCGUGCCCCUCGGCACGUGCCGCGUGCCCGUCGUCGGGAUGCCCCAACGACUGCAGCGGGAACGGGGAGUGCCUCGCGACGGCGGACAACGGAGAGCAGUGCCAGUGCUUCAUCGGGUUCAGCGGGAGCGACUGCGGGACUCGCAUCUCGGUGGCCGCCGCGACGAUCGUGGCCACGCUGGCGGGGCCGCCGUCGGCCGGCUCGGGCGGCGGCGGGACGCGGACGGUGUCGAUGAUCGGGAUCAUCGUCGGGGCCGUCGGCGGCGUGCUCGUGCUCGCGGCGCUGGUGUUCGCCGUGCUGUACCUGCUGCGGCGGUCCAAGUUCGGGCCCGCGGCCGCGGGGGGGUAUGACAGUGGGUACCCCGGGAACACCCCCGUGCAGAUGCAGCCGGCCGUGGCGCUCAACGGCAACGCGAACAACGGGAACGUGGCGUGGGGGUACCCCUCGGCGCCCGCGCAGGCGUACCGCCCCCCGGGGGCCUCGAACACUGCGUCUGUCGGGUACAACAACAACACCCCCACGUACGGGACCGGGGGCGCGUGGGGCGGCGGGUACGGCCGCUAG